This is a messenger RNA of Daldinia decipiens, 1112 nucleotides long. RefSeq lists its product as uncharacterized. The record is from RefSeq and is a predicted model, not a curated record. The transcript has 2 exons. The coding region runs from base 215 to 631 and encodes 138 amino acids. NCBI's taxonomy places the organism in Eukaryota, Fungi, Ascomycota, Sordariomycetes, Xylariales, Hypoxylaceae.
AAUUGCGCAAUUCCUAAGAACUUAGCCGCUUCUCUUUGUUCUGAGCCUUGUCUUCAUUGUUGUUGCAUUUGCCCUCGACGGUUCAAGCUACUGGGCUAUUCCAAUACGAUUACAUACACCAUCUUCGUAACCUUUAUACUCCCCGCGCUCUUAUAGCUAUAACGAUCCCCUCCAUUCAAAGCUUUUAGGACUCUCGGACAGACACUGUGAGAAGAUGACGGGACAAAUGACUUCGACCGGCCGAGGCGGCGCUGGCAACAUCGCCGACGUCUCCAAAUCCCCUAAGAUCCAGCCGACUGACCUCGAGACUCCGAUUCUAAAAACAUCCGUUGUUACUACCGGCCGUGGUGGCUCCGGCAACAUGGCGCCGAAUAAGGAUCCCGUCGAGACGCGAGCACGCCAGGACGUCGGACCUAUCGAGCGACUCCCGAGCCAAGGCCCAACCCACGUUGGGCGCGGAGGAGCAGCCAACGUCGUGAGGCUGAACAGCGAGGAGGCCGAGGUCUCAAAGACGAGCCUUGAUGGUUCGGCUGCUGCCGGCGCCGAGGACCACCACCACGGCGGCAAGGGCCAUGCCAGCGGAGCUAAUGGGUUGGCGGCUAAGGCCAAGGAGUUCUUCAAGAAGGUUUAGGCUGCCUUGAGAAGAAAGGCGAAGAAAAAGGGGUCUCGAAAGGAAAAUCCUCGAGACAGAGACGAGCGGGUCGAUGGGAUUGAAUUGCAGGCUGAGGAGUAGGCGUAUUUUCACGUUGUGCGUUUCGUUUCGUUCUGCUUUGCUUUCUUAUUCCGAUAUACCACGACGAUGGUGCCGGUGUGGGCGAGCAUGGAGUUAGGGGCUGUCUUUUUAUAUUUUUUAUGUUAAGAAUAAAAGGAGGACGGGUGGAUGGUGGGCUAUGAGAAUGGAAACCGGUUGUGGUAUUAAGGGAGAAUGAGAACGAGAACGAGAACGUUGGCAAUCACGCAGCAUCGGGGGUCACGAUGAUACCAAAGGCUUACUUACAAGCUAACCUAGGUAACUAGGUGUAAUAGUUAUGAGUUCUUCUCCGUACGGAACGCUGUAUCCCACGAGUGUUGCACGGUGACAAUAUUAUGUUGGGUGUUAUUGUGCUUAAUAU